GUUGGGAAUGGAGCGAUACGAUUUCAAGGGUCACGUGACGCCGCGCGCACGCACACUUUCGGGACUUUGUCCCAAUACUUUUGUCCGUGUCCUUUCCGGUCGUGUCCAAAUACCGCGCGCACAUUUUGACAGGCCCUGUUCGUACGUGUCCCAAUACUUUUGUCGGAAGUGCUUUUUCUUGACUUUCCACGUUGUGUAGCUGUCCCAAUACUUUUGCACGUGAUGUUGAUAAAGUUUAUGCGGCUAGAAACAGGACCAAAAUGCGGUUGGUACAAAAGUAACCCGUGAAAAUGGCGCGCGUUUGUGGAACUCUCGCAGUCCUUCUGGUCCUGCUGACUUGCGGUUUUGAUCUGCCGUGCGAAACUUGUGCCAAUGAGCCGUUUGAUUGGCUGUAAUGAAGCGUGGGCGUGUCACCACAGGAGGUGUGUGUGUGUGUGUGUGUGUAAAAAGUGCAGUCACGUGAGUAGUUUUAUAACAACAGAGGAUAAAGAAUAUACGCCUCGAGUCAUCCGGAAGCCGCUUCCGUCCUGACCUCGCCGCAACGCCGUCAAAGUCAAGGUGCGGUCUUUGAGGAGAACGCGGCCCGGGACGACGAAGUGUUCCAGCUGGCCGUGUCGGACCUCAGCCUGAGCGACGACGUCCUGCAGAGUGAGAAGAUCACGCACUCCAUCAAACUCGUCGAACCCAACAACCCUUUCCAGGCUGUCCAAGAAGCCUGCGAGCUGAUGAACCAGGGCAUCCUGGCGCUGGUCACGUCGACAGGCUGCGCCUCGGCGGGCGCGCUGCAGUCGCUGACGGACGCCAUGCACAUCCCGCACCUGUACGUCCAGAGGAACGGCGGCGGCGCGCCCAGGACCGCCUGCCAGCUCGACCCGAGACCCGCAGGGCGUGGCUACACGCUGGCGGCCAGGCCGCCCGUCCGCCUCGACGACGUCAUGUUGACGCUGGUGGAGGAGCUGCGCUGGCAGAAGUUCAUCGUCUUCUACGACGUCGAGUACGACAUGCGAGGCCUUCAGGGCUUCCUGGACCGGGCGUGUCGAGAAGGCCUGGACGUUUCUCUGCAGCGGGUGGACAAGAACAUCAGUCAGGUGUUCAGCGACCUGUUCACGUCCAUGCGGACGGAGGAGCUGAACCGCUACCGCGACACGCUGCGCCGCGCCAUCCUGCUGCUCAGCCCGCGCGCCGCGCACACAUUCAUACAGCAGGCAGUGGAAACCAACCUGGCCUCUAAGGACAGUCACUGGGUGUUUGUCAACGAGGAAAUCAGCGACACAGAGAUCCUGGAGCUUACCCACAGCGCACUGGGGCGCAUGACGGUCGUCCGGCAGAUUUUCCCGCUGUGGAAGGACAGCGGCGCUCGAUGUAUGAGGAACAACCAUCGCAUCUCGUCGCUGCUGUGCGACCCUCAGGAAGGAUACCUGCGCAACCUGGAGGUAUCCAACCUGUACCUGUACGACAGCGUGCUGAUGUUAGCCAACGCCUUCUACAGGAAGCUGGAGGACAGGAAGUGGCACAGCAUGGCCAGUCUCAACUGCAUCAGAAAGUCUACCAAACCCUGGAAUGGAGGCUGGUCCAUGCUGGAGACCAUCCAGAAGGGCAACAUCACGGGUCUGACGGGCACCAUGGACUUCAAGGACGGCGGCGCCAACGCUCACGUCCACUUCGAGAUCCUCGGCUCCAGUUUCAGCGAGACCUUCGGCAAGGACGUCAAGAGGUUGGCCACGUGGGACGCGGUGCACGGCCUGAACGGCAGCCUGAAGGAGAGUCGCAUCGAGAGCGGCAUGCAGGGAGUCACCGUCAAAGUGGUCACCUUGCUGGAGGACCCGUUCGUGAUGGUGGCCGAGAACAUCCUAGGCCAGCCCAAACGCUACAAAGGCUUCUCCAUCGACGUGCUGGACGCGCUGGCCAGGACCCUGGGCUUCAAGUACGAGAUCUACCAGGUGUCCGACAGCAAAUACGGAUCUCAGCUUCCUAACGGCUCCUGGAACGGGAUGAUCGGCGACCUCAUCAACAAGAGAGCCGACCUGGCCGUGGCGGCCAUCACCAUCACGCCGGAGCGCGAGAACGUGGUGGACUUCAGCAAGCGCUACCUGGACUACAGCGUGGGCAUCCUGCUGAGGAAGCCCGAGGAGAAGGUCAACAUCUUCUCGCUCUUCGUGCCUUUCGACUUGGCCGUGUGGGCGUGCAUCGCCGCCGCCGUCCCGGUGGUGGGCGUCCUCAUCUUCCUGCUCAACAGGCUGCAGGCGCUGCGCUCGUCCGCCGCGCACAACGCGCCGCCCGGCCAGCCCGACAACGGAUCCGGAUCCUUGCACGGCGCCAUCUGGAUCGUCUACGGAGCCUUCGUGCAGCAAGGCGGUGACGGCGUGGCGGGCUCCAUGGCCCUGCGGAUCGUCAUGGGCAGCUGGUGGCUCUUCACGCUCAUCGUGUGCUCGUCAUACACGGCCAACCUGGCGGCGUACCUCACCGUGUCCCGCAUGGACCACGCCAUACGGUCGUUCCAGGACCUGUCGCGGCAGACGGACGUGGACUACGGCACGGUGAGGGACUCGGCCGUGUACGACUACUUCCGGAACAAAGGCACCAACCCUCUGGAGCAGGACGGCGCGUACGCCGAGCUGUGGCGGACCGUCAGCAAGAACGGCGGCCUGGACUACUGCGUGUCCAGCCCCUCGGAGGGCAUUCGCAAGGCCAAGAAGAGCGCGUACGCCUUCCUGUGGGACACGGCGGCGCUGGAGUACGCGGCGCUGACGGACGACGACUGCACCGUCACCGUGGCGGGCGGCGGCGGCGGCGGCAGCAGCAAAGGCUACGGCGUCGCCGUGCAGCACGGCAGCCCCUACAGGGACCUCUUCUCGCAAAAGAUCCUGGAGCUGCGGGAGAAGGGCGACCUGGACAUCCUGAAGCAGAAGUGGUGGCCCCGCACGGGCCGCUGCGACCCGGGCGGCGGCGGCGGCGCCGGCGCCCGCCCGGACGGCCGCUCGCUCAAGCUGCACAGCUUCGCCGGCGUCUUCUGCAUCCUGGCCGCCGGGAUGCUGCUGGCCUGCCUGGUGGCCGGCCUGGAGGCCUGGUGGAGCGGCGACGGCUGCCGCCGGGAGACGCCCAAAGAGGUCGCGAAGGAUUUCGGGCUGGCUUUGGUUUCGGGUCCGUUGACUUAUAAUGACUUUGCUCCGUCCGAGGGGAGGAGGGACAUUUGGACAGACAGAGGGACGGGCUGGCGGGAAGCGCAUGCCGCCGCCACAGGACAAGGAGGUGAACCUGGAGCAGGUGCAUCGGCGUAUGAACAGUCUUUUGGACGAGGACUUGGUCCACAAGCAGAUCCCCGGCCCCUCUAUCGAGAUCUCCGCGCUGGACGUCGGGAGCAUGCGGCCCACCCGGGCGGGCGUGAUGCCCCCGGGCCUCGCCGUGACCACCUUCCUGUCCAGGGAGGGGGGGCCGCCGCCGCCCCUGAGCCACCCUCACCUUGGGGGGACCCUAGGCAGGACGCUGCCGCCGCCCCAGCUCCCUGGCGACACCACGCUGCCGGCCCACCUCGCGGGCACCGUGCAGUGCAAGCACAGGGCGCCCAACGGGGGGCUCUUCCGGCAGAGCCCUGGCAAGGUGCCGCUCUACCAGGCGGGACCCGUGACCGCAGCCAUUGACGCCACCCACAGCACCUCCAUUUAGGCCUGCCGGCCUUUGCCAGUCACCGUGACGCAAGGGAGAUUUUUUUUUUUGUUUUUUUUUAGGUGCCGCUCUUGACUUUUCUGGUGUAAAUAACAAAAAGAACCACGGAGCAUAAAAUGUAUUUUGAAUAUUCUCCAUUUUUGAAGUUGCGUUCGAAAAAACACAACAAAACCAGAUAAAAAUGGAUUUAUAUCUCAAAUAUAAAGUAUAUACAGUAGCUACAUGAUAUGACAUGACAUUUUGACUGUUUUGUAAAUCUGGUUGGAAAUGAGACGAGGCAAAAUUCGUUGACUGUUUUGCCCAAGUGCCCCAAAAAAGCAAUGUCGCCAUCUGCUGCCCCACAUUCAUUUUUAACCUCACCGUCGUCAUGACAACCGUCACAAAUAAUCACCAUCGUUAUCUUUCAUCGAGGUUGUUUCAUUUCCUCCCCUAAGACAAAAUUCAAAAUUCAUUAGAUGCUAAAAUGUUUGAUUGGUCAGCGUUAUUGGAUCCCAGGUUGUGAUGCUCAGCACUGGUUGCCAUGACAACGCAGCCCCAAAACACACACACAAUUCCCCCCCCCCCCCCCCCCGCCUCCGUCUUUGGCUGCUUUGACUUCUCUUGUUGAAAAUGAAUGUGUCCUACGCGUGGGUUUGCCGAACAUGGACGACUCCUUCGGCACACGGCGCCCCCUGUGGCCCUGGAGGAAUGAAGGCCUUUAUUCACUUUUCAACAGAACACAUUUUUGAAGCACAAUAUUCUAUUAACGUCAUGUCGAUUUGAACAACUUUGAGGCCGUUUCGUCCUCCCGUGAAAUUCCCAACAUCUCUUUAGCAUUACGCUUCCAAAGUGUCGCCUUAUUUCAAUAUAUUAGGGAUCCAACCUUAAAAUACGCUGAACUAGUUUGUGAAAAUGUCCAUGAUUCUUGAUCCUUGGGCUAUUUCCACGAAAGCGUGCCACAGACACCUGGGAAGUGUUUGAAAUUAAAGUCGUAAAGGUGACAUUUAGCAAGGCUCCUUUGGUCCAUUACGCCUCGUGAAUCAAGUGCAACAAACACUCAGCGAGCGUUUUGGUCCCGCUCAAUAAAGCUGUCCCGACCUCCUCGCCGCAAUUUCCGCGCCUCGCUACUCGGCGUCCCCCCGGCCCUGGAAGUCCGUCAUUCCGGUCCCCAGAAGAACAUUAGUUCAAGCCCGCCGGGUGCUUUUCUUCACUGCCGCAAGCUGGAGAAGAUUUGCUUCGCUCGCUAAAUGUCUGUUUAGCUUCUCCGUUGUCAAGUCAAGUGGAACGCAGGCAACUGGACGCGUCGUGCUUUUUCAAGGUGGCCUUCGUUCAUAGCAAAUUCCACAUUUUAGGUGUGCGGUUUCCCUAUUUAUGUCUCGCCCGGCGGCGUUCUCGCGAGAGUCUUUGUUUGGCGCACCUGGGGGAUACGGUCAAUCGGACGGUCCCGGUCUCGUGCGCCGGGAAGACGCCGGCUUGUUCCUUUGCCUCAGGCCGUUCCCGUUUUUGCAUCUUGUCUCGCUCCUGGUUUUUAUUUUCAAUCUGCCCCUUUCUAUGUUUUUUUGUUUUUUGUUUUUUGUGAUAUUCCAAUUUUUUCGACCAAAGUUAGUUUUGGGCAUCUUUUUUUGCUCCACUCCUUUCUCAUUGUUAGGCCUGCUCCAUUUUCAAAACUUCAAAGAAUGUUUAUAUCUGACAGAACACACACAUGAAGAUAAAAAAAAUCAUUUUUGGCCGUACAGUGUGCUGCGCUGCGAUAAUCUCAACACGCACACACAAAAAGAUUGCGUUCCGCCACCGAUCUCGCAUCCAGUCCUGCGAGACAGAAAGGUCACAUGAUCUAACGUGAGCUAACAAAAACGAAGAGCAACAAACACUCCCGGCCGGCUACGUUGCGCCGAUGUUUCCCAAGUAGUUGGCGAAGGGACCGGAGGCGGGACGUUUGUAGAAUGGUGAUGUCGUCCAAAAAAAGACUUCGUAUCACCCGGGGAAGCCGCCAUCCGUCCGUUUUCUUUACCGCUUCUCCUCACGAGGGUCGCGGGCGUGCUGGAGCCCAUCCCGGCUAUCUUCGGGCAGGUCGCCCGCCAAUCGCGGGGGCAGACAGAAACAAACGACCGUCCGCACUCACGUUCGCACCUACGGGCAAUUUCGAGUCUUCAAUCAACGUAGCACGCAUGUUUUGGGAAUGUGGGAGGAAAGCGGAGCACCCGGAGAAAAGCCACGCAGGCACGGGCGGGGCCGGGAUUUGAACCCCGGUCGCGAAAUAUGACAUAGGGUAGGACGUGUUUGUUUGAGGGACGCCCACUUCCUCGUUCCUCGGUCAGGUCACUUCAUAAUUGGCUGCAUUUCGUUUGAUGUCACAAUUCACCGAGUCGUGACUCGUCAAGAUGUUUGGUUGUAAAUAUUGCGUCACGUGUGGGGAGUAGCUGGACCCAAGAGCGGGCGGAGGCAGAUGUGAAACGAUGAACGGUUGAUCGAGGAAAGGUUACGGAGGUGGUCCCGGAUGCGUUGGCAGGCGGCAGGAACGACGUGGGUCAGGAGGAGACGCGAGAGUUAAGCGACCUCGGUCGGGAAGGGACAAAAUCGGCACGAAAAGAGCCCGAUUGUCUUUGUGUGUAGCGUUUUCUGUCAUCUUCGGUGAGUUGGUCGGUAGGCACGGGCCAGUGGCGCAUUCUGAUGCUGUCACGGUAUUGCAACUACAGUUCUACAAUGUCUUUUUUUUUUUUUUUUUAAUGUUUGGGUAAAUAACUAUCUAUUGAAUUAUCUAUAUCUUCCAAGUGGCAAUUCUUUCGCCCCCGUUCAAGUUUGUCCCGGAGGCUCCGCUCGUCUUUUGCGUUCCGACGUCCGACUUUUAUUUAUCGACACGCUGCUUGGACUUUCUUAUCUUGAAUAAAGAAAUAUGUUUACAACA
Molecule: messenger RNA, 6547 nt
Organism: Phyllopteryx taeniolatus (common seadragon)
Lineage: Eukaryota; Metazoa; Chordata; Actinopteri; Syngnathiformes; Syngnathidae
Product: glutamate receptor ionotropic, delta-1-like
Exons: 19
Coding region: 726-3638 (970 amino acids)
Biological process (GO): synaptic transmission, glutamatergic; modulation of chemical synaptic transmission; monoatomic ion transport
Cellular component (GO): plasma membrane; postsynaptic membrane
Molecular function (GO): glutamate-gated receptor activity; transmitter-gated monoatomic ion channel activity involved in regulation of postsynaptic membrane potential
Source: RefSeq, a predicted model, not a curated record